Molecule: messenger RNA, 477 nt
Organism: Fusarium redolens
Lineage: Eukaryota; Fungi; Ascomycota; Sordariomycetes; Hypocreales; Nectriaceae
Exons: 1
Source: RefSeq, a predicted model, not a curated record
AAUGAAACAACUCCAUGGCUACAGCAUACAGGAUGGCCUCGCUUAUUUCAUAACCGACCGCUUGGGAUUAUUGCGGCCACGGCAAGGAAGCCCAAGCCAGCAUGGAAUGAAGAUUAUCUGUUGGGCCAAUGGCACGAUACAGCACUGCGAAGUCCGGCCGUCGUAGAAGCCCAGCUACGAGUUAUACUCCGUGGUGUUGACAUCAUGGUUGAUCGAGCCUAUUUCACAUUAGCCAAGACCUCAUACAGAUCUCGAUGCUGGUUGAAUACCUACUGGAAAGAUACCUUUUGGCCCCACGUAUUCAAAGCUGUGAACUGCUUGAAGAGAUAUGUUGAUGUAUGGAAAAGGUUCAUUUGUUAUGUGUUUAGAGUUCAACAUUUUGAAACACAUCAGCAGCAGGACAUCUACAACUUACGACUCGGACGCGAUGAAACUGCCAUGAUGCGUCAUAUACUAUAUCUGGUUGCUCUUCUUCAG